AUGGAGUGGUCUGACAAAUACGGCGAGGAAGGCAUCUUUGAGUACAAUCUCGCUGGCUCUCGGACGGUCUGCUGCUGCAGCUGGGAGCACGCCAAGGUAGUUCUUGGUCUGCGCCCUUUCAAGAUGCAGAGAUUCAGUGCAUUAUCAAAUGCCUCCUCGAUCGUCGCAGGCAGCUUCUUUUCCGAGGGAGAGCGUUGGAAGCGGGAGCGGCGAAUCCUUUCCCCUGCCUUCAACGCAAAGAACGUAGAGAGCCUUAUCCCUUCUGUGCAGUGCGUGGCAGAGCAACUCCUCCAGGAGAUAGACAAAGAGAUUUCAGCCGGAAAGGAAGUGGACUUUUCAGCCCUCCUGCCGUUGUACACGGCAGAUGUGAUAUGCAAGACUGCUCUUGGACAGGAGCUGAAUUUGUUGCAGACCAGGUGCCCUGACCUCAUCGAUGAUAUGAAGGUCCUGGAAGAUGCCGUGCAGACGCGCAUGUUUGCCCCCCUGCCCUACUGGAAAGUACCGGGUCUGGCUCCGUGGAUUGAUGACGGGGACAAAAUCAAGAAGAAAUUCGACAAGCGCUGUCAGCAGACUAUGAAGCUAGCGGACAGCGGCGGCAAGAGCAUCACGGAGAAGCUGAGGGCAAUGGAAGGCGACAAGUUCACAAACCAGGAGCUGUUGGACAACAUCCUCAUCUUGCUCAUUGCCGGGACGGACACAACAAGCCAGGUUUUGGGGUGGGUUUUUUACCACCUGUCCAGGGAUCAAGAGCUGCAGAAGCAGGUGGCACAAGAAGUCCGCUCACUGCCGGAAGGGGAGCUUUCCACUGAGCAGCUAGAGUCGCUACCCUUGGUUCGCGCAGUGUGGUUGGAGACGCUUCGGGUCACAGGACCAGCCGCAUUUCUUGCAUUCGAGAACCUGGAAGAAUUCACAUUGGUGGGCAAGAGGCAGCCGCCCAGAACGCAGUUCGCUAUUCCAUUCCAGUACAUCCUCGAGAAUGAUCCUGAGGUCAAGAAGAAGCUUGGGAAUGACCUGCGCUGCUACCGCCCUUCCCGAUGGCUUGGACCAGAGGGCAUCAUCAAACAUCCGCCAUUCGACACGCUUUCUUUUGGGUUCGGGCCUCGCAUUUGCCUUGGGAUGCGCUUGGCAGAGUACGAGGGCCUUCUUGCCAUUGCCAGAGUUGUCCAGAGGUUUUCCUUCAUGCCGUGGGAGAAGCCAGAGCCUGAAACGACCCUCAGCUUUACAUCCAACACGCCAGUUGAGCACAUCACCAUCGGUGUGCAGCCACGGACUUGGUAA
Messenger RNA from Symbiodinium sp. CCMP2592, 1278 nucleotides. NCBI's taxonomy places the organism in Eukaryota, Dinophyceae, Suessiales, Symbiodiniaceae. The record is from the annotation of a GenBank genome assembly.